This is a messenger RNA of Brassica rapa (field mustard), 1566 nucleotides long. RefSeq lists its product as uncharacterized. NCBI's taxonomy places the organism in Eukaryota, Viridiplantae, Streptophyta, Magnoliopsida, Brassicales, Brassicaceae. The record is from RefSeq and is a predicted model, not a curated record.
AUGAAAGUUCCAAUUUCUGAAGGACCCAAGCUUAAUGAACUUCAAGCCCUUUUUCCGGUCAUCAGAAACUGGCCUACAGAGAAGCGGUUAAUGGUUGGCUUGUUGUGUCUUCUAUCCAUUGGGUUAUUUGGCAUUUCGAGCAAUAGUAGAAUACCACUGCAUUGUGCGAAAAAGGUGAUGGAUCCAGCAGCUUUCCAGUGUUAUCCAUGGGGCCGUGUAGGAUUUACCAGCCUUGUGGAUUCCAUUAAAGUUCUAACAUACGUAGGAAAGAGUUACACGCUUCGUUGUUGUGUUCAUGCACUGGCAAUUUGGAUAUACGAGUCUGUGCCAGGUUUAGGAGAGAUAUAUGGGCAUCAGAUAGAUGGAGCUGAGGUUCCCCUUCUGUCAUGGCAUGCUUCUCGUCAGCGUAUCAACUUCUUAAACUUUUGUGCACAAGAAAAGCAACAACAUCAGAAGGUUCGUGUAAGGCAUAUGAUUUUAAAACCAAUGGAGGAUAGAUAUCCGAAAUGGGACGAAGAUGAACCGCCUGCUGAUUUGGAUAAGAUGAUAGUUGAUAUCCUCAAUGAUCAGCUUAAUGUAAAGUUUUGGGAAGUAGUGCCACCUUCCAAGUACCAGAAGGGAAAAACUCAUGUCAGUGCACCUAGUGUUCCUGAUACAGUGGAUGAGAGCCCCUCCGCAAAACGAAAGAAGGAGAAACAAACUGCUCCAGAAAUGGCAGAAUCUCAUACUGAUAUGCCCAUCAACAACAUCACCAUACAAAAUUUUCUUGAAUGUGUUAACAACCUGAAUGCAAAAGUAGAAACCAUGGAUGUUAGUGUAGCUGAAAAGGUUAGUAAGAUAUUGGAAGCUUCUAUACACACUCAGAUGGAAGCUAAAAUGGGUUUAUUGGAGACUGAGUUAAAGUACGAGAUGGCCAUAUUAAGGGAAGAAAUAAAUGUUCUUAAAGGGAAAGAUGAUGAAAAAAUUCCUUCAAAUGCUGGCUACUCCAAAGUACAAGACGAUGAUGAUGCUUGUAGCAACACGAUGUCAUGGAUGGUUCAGACAAAAAAAAGUUCUAUUGAUGGUUUACCAAUACAAUGUGUCGUUAAAAAGGAGAAGAAGAAUAAGAAGGCGAUGUCGGUGAAGGAAGAUGUAAAGCCAUUGAAAAAAGUCAAGACAGAGAAAGCAUUUAGUAUCCCAGAGCUGAAUAACGAAUCCAUUUCCACAGGUGACUGGGAGAAUAAUCUAAGAUGGGAGAAGAGUGUAAAGUGUAGACAGGUGUUGGAAGCACUUGCUUCAGGUCUGGAGCCUAGACGCAGGCGAAAACAGCAGUUGACGAAGACUCAAGUUUGGCCUUUUGUAGGGAAUUCAACAGUGAAGCGUAUCAUAACUGGUGUCUCCAAGGAAUCUUAUGACCCAUUAUCUAAGGUGGAUCCAGAGAAACUGCAGAAAGUAUUGGACUUCAUUAAGUCUGAUUUGGAAAAGGACGAGUCUGGUUUUGUAGACAGAAGCGCAGAAUUUUAUGUGAAGUUGAUUAUACCGAGAGAAGCUUGGCCAACAAAGCGAUACGGCUGGUUUUUGUCUUGA